This is a messenger RNA of Parnassius apollo (apollo), 294 nucleotides long. NCBI's taxonomy places the organism in Eukaryota, Metazoa, Arthropoda, Insecta, Lepidoptera, Papilionidae. The record is from the annotation of a GenBank genome assembly.
AUGGAUAGGGCUAAAAAAUAUCUUCCGCAGCCUUUAUACCCCGGAUCAAUGCAAACUGCUUCUCAGAAUGUAUGUCCCGGAUCAAAUACUGGUAUGCAUACCGCGCAACCUACAUACCCCGUAUCAAUGCAAAAUACUUUCCAACCUGUAUAUUCCACACCAAUGCUAAAUCUUCCACAGUUUAUACACCCUGGAUUAGCUAAUAAAAUUCUGUUCCGCCAUGAAUGCAAAAUAAAUAGAAAUUGUGAAGUUGUUGGAGUAACUCAAGAAAGUUUAGAAACUUCACAAUGUUGA